This is a messenger RNA of Solea solea (common sole), 5298 nucleotides long. It is a transcript of the gene atp8b1, whose product is annotated as ATPase phospholipid transporting 8B1. Gene Ontology annotation, biological process: Golgi organization; phospholipid translocation. The transcript has 30 exons. Bases 377 to 4129 code for a protein of 1250 amino acids. Gene Ontology annotation, cellular component: plasma membrane. The record is from RefSeq and is a predicted model, not a curated record. Gene Ontology annotation, molecular function: ATP hydrolysis activity; ATPase-coupled intramembrane lipid carrier activity; magnesium ion binding. Lineage: Eukaryota; Metazoa; Chordata; Actinopteri; Pleuronectiformes; Soleidae.
CUUCCGCAGCUGUUCUGGUUGCCACACGUUUUUCGUUUCUUUCCUUUCAAAAAAACAAAAAACAGGCCCGUCAUUGUGGCUCUGCAGCAGCGCCGGGGAUGUCGGACCGGUCCGGCAGGUUUUUAGCGGGGCAGGCCAAGUGAGGCAGCGGGGGGAAGGAGGGCGGGGAGCCGCAGCCGCCCCCGCCGCCGCAGCAGCAGCAGCAAGAGGAGGAGAAGCCGUCAUCUGUCUUCACAAGCAGGAAGAAGAGACUGAAACAUGGUGAGGUGAUUAAAAACUCCCGCACGAGUUUGAAGGAGAAGGAGAAGAAGGAGACCGUUUUUCUUUUAUUACACCAGGAAACUUGAAGCAGCGCAGAAAUCCUAGAGGUGUUAAGAUGAGUAUGCGGCGCUCGGACCCCCAGGGGUCCAUGAGGCCCGACGAUGAGGUCAUGCCCUACAGUGACGACGAGACGGAUGACGAACUGGGCGACGACCUAGAAGAGAGUUCUGAGGAGGAAGCAGAGGACGUGCCGGGUGCCCCGCAUCCUCCGGUCGAAGCUCGAGUCAGUGAAAUGGGCUGGAAGGUGAAAGCCAACGAUCGGCCGUAUCACCAACUGCCAGAGUUUCAGAAAAAAGUCCUCCUGUGCAUCAAGAAAAGCAGAUACUCCGGAAACGCCAUCAAGACGUACAAGUACAACGUCCUCACCUUCAUUCCCCUCAACCUGUACGAGCAGUUCAAGAGAGUGGCCAACCUCUACUUUGUGGCUCUGCUCAUCUUACAGAUUAUUCCAGAUAUUACCACUUUGCCCUGGUACACCACGCUCAUCCCCCUGGUGGUGGUGCUGGGAAUCACUGCCAUUAAAGACCUGGUUGACGAUCUGGCGCGACACCGAAUGGACAAGGAGAUCAACAACAGGAAGUGUGAGGUGCUGCUGGAGGGCAGGUUCCAAGAGUCAAAGUGGAUGGACAUGCAGGUCGGAGAUGUGGUUCGAAUGAAGAAAAACGACUUUAUUCCGGCCGACAUCCUGUUGUUGUCCAGCUCCAACCCAAACAGCCUGUGUUAUGUAGAAACCGCUGAACUCGACGGUGAGACCAACCUGAAGUUUAAGAUGGGUCUCAGAGUGACUGACGAGAGGCUGCAGGAGGAACGACAGCUCGCUCAGUUCGAUGGUUUCAUCGAGUGCGAGGAGCCGAACAACCGUCUGGACAAGUUUGUGGGGACGAUGCAGUGGCAGCAGGAGCGUUACCCGCUGGACCUGGACAACAUGCUGCUUCGCGGCUGCAAGAUCAGAAACACGGAGAUCAGUCACGGUCUCGUCAUAUUCGCGGGAGCCGACACUAAAAUCAUGAGGAACGGCGGGAAGACGAGGUUUAAGCGCACGAAGAUCGACGAGCUGAUGAACUACAUGGUUUACACGAUCUUCGUGCUGUUGAUCCUGGUGGCGGCAGGUCUGGCCAUCGGUCACACCUUCUGGUAUGACGAGAUCGGAUCCAAGGCUUGGUAUUUAUACGAUGGCAAAGACCAGGACGCCUCCUACAGAGGCUUCCUCAGUUUCUGGGGUUACAUCAUCGUCCUCAACACCAUGGUGCCCAUUUCACUCUACGUGAGUGUGGAGGUGAUCCGUCUGGGCCAGAGUAAGUUCAUCAACUGGGACCUGCAGAUGUAUUUCCCAGAGAAAGACACGGCUGCUAAGGCUCGAACCACCACCCUGAACGAGCAGCUCGGCCAGAUCGAGUACAUCUUCUCCGACAAGACGGGAACUUUGACGCAGAACGUCAUGCAGUUCAAGAAGUGCACCAUCGCCGGACGCAACUACGGUUCACCGACCACCGCUGAAGGAGUGACGCUGGACCGAGGACGGCCGGUGGACUGGAGCUGGAACCGCCACGCUGACAAAAAGUUCCAGUUCAUGGAUCAUUCCCUGGUUUCUGUCGUCCGAUCCAGGAAGGACAAAGACGCCUCUGAGUUCUUCAAACUUCUCUCGCUCUGCCACACCGUCAUGGUGGAGCAGAAAGACGGUGAGCUGGUUUACCAGGCGGCGUCUCCUGAUGAGGGCGCUCUGGUGACGGCUGCCAGGAACUUUGGCUACGUGUUUCUGUCUCGCACCCAGGACACGAUCACCAUCAGGGAGAUGGAACAGGAGUCAACGUAUCAAAUGUUGGCGCUGCUCGACUUCAACUCUGACCGCAAACGCAUGUCCAUCAUCUUGAAGUUUCCUGACGGCCGCAUUCGUCUCUACUGUAAAGGAGCAGACACCGUCAUCUACGAGCGACUGUCCCCCAACUCCAAAUACAAGGACAUCACACAGACCGCUCUGGAUGAAUUCGCCAACGAGACCUUGCGCACGCUGUGCUUGUGUUACAAAGACAUCAGCGCGGCCGAGUACGAAGCCUGGUCCAGGAAACACAAAGAAGCCCAGGUGACCAUGGUCAAUCGGGAUGCUGCCCUCGAUAGCGUGUAUGAGGAUAUUGAGAAGAACCUCAUGUUGAUCGGGGCGACGGCCAUCGAGGACAAACUGCAGGACGGCGUGCCAGAGACCAUCGCAAAGCUGGCCAAGGCCGGCAUCAAGAUCUGGGUCCUGACUGGAGAUAAGAAAGAAACGGCAGAAAACAUCGGAUAUUCUUGUUCACUUUUGACGGACGACAUGCAGAUUCACUACGGAGAAGACGUCAAUGAAAAGCUGAUCGCUCGCCAGGCCAGCAGGAGAUACGAACCCACGACUUAUCGUCCCGGCAAAAAGAAACCUUCAGAGCCUUUCUUCACUGAACCAGGCAAAAACGCUCUCAUCAUCACUGGAGGUUGGCUGAAUGAGAUUCUGUACGAAAAGAAGAAGAAACGUCGCCGCCUGCGUCUCCGUCGUCUCGGGAGGCGACCGCCGAUCAGCAACCCUCAGGACCCGCAGCCGGCCAACGACUGGGAGAAAGAGAUGAGACAGAUCGACUUUGUGGACAUGGCGUGCGAGUGCGAAGCCGUCAUCUGCUGUCGCGUCACGCCGAAGCAGAAGGCCAACGUGGUCAGCCUGGUGAAGAAGACGAAGAAGGCCGUGACCUUGUCCAUCGGAGACGGAGCCAACGACGUGAACAUGAUCAAAACGGCGGACAUAGGCGUCGGUAUCAGCGGUCAGGAGGGGAUGCAGGCCGUCAUGUCCAGCGACUACGCCUUCGCUCAGUUCCGUUACCUGGAGCGCCUCCUGCUGGUGCACGGACGCUGGUCCUACAUACGAAUGUGCAAGUUCCUGCGUUUCUUCUUCUUCAAGAACUUUUCCUUCACUCUGGUUCACUUCUGGUACUCCUUCUUCAGCGGAUACUCAGCACAGAUCGCCUAUGAAGACUGGUUCAUCACUCUCUACAAUCUGUGUUACAGCAGUUUACCUGUUCUGCUGGUUGGACUUCUUGAUCAGGAUGUAAACGACAAACUCAGCCUCAAAUUCCCAAAGCUCUACUUGCCCGGUCAGCAGAGGAAGAUGUUUAACUACCAGAACUUCUUCAUCAGCUUGUUCCACGGUAUCUUCGUCUCGCUCAUCAUCUUCUUCAUCCCGUACGGGGCCUUCCUGCAGACCAUGGGCCAGGACGGAGAAGCUCCCUCAGACUACCAGUCCUUGGCCGUCGUCACCUCCACGUCGCUGAUCUUCUCCGUCAACCUGCAGAUCUCUCUGGACACCUCCUACUGGACCUUCGUCAACUGCUUUGCGGUUUUGGGCAGCAUCGCCAUUUAUUUUGGCAUCAUGUUUGACAUCCACAGCGCUGGGAUCCACGUCCUCUUUCCGUCACCGUUCACCUUCACUGGCGUGGCAUCAAACGCUCUGCGUCAGCCGUACCUGUGGUUGACCAUCAUCCUGACCGUUGGCAUCAGUCUGCUGCCCGUCAUCUGCAUCCAGUUCCUCUCUAAAACCAUCUGGCCCUCAGACGGAGACAAGGUCCAGAGGAACAGGAAGAAGUACGAGAAGGAGUUGGAGGAGGAGGAGAGGAAAAAGCCGUCCGCCUUCCAACGCGGUCGGCGUUCCCGCCGCUCCGCCUACGCCUUCUCUCACUCGCGCGGCUACGCCGACCUCAUCGCCUCUGGGCGGAGCAUCCGUCACCGCGCGCCACGAGGCGGACCCCAGGACAGCAUCAGGGAGGUGACUCACAGAGAGGCGGAGAACAUCUGAGGGGCAGGAGAGACGCGGAGUGACACGGAAGCAAGAAGGGCUUUUAAUCUGAGGAGACACUAGAACUUCCGAGGUGAUGAAACCAAAGUUGCUCAACCCUUUUUCCUCAAAAUAAAAGGGAGGAGCUUAUUUACCACCAAAGUUAAACGAAGCACCUGCUGUAACUGUGUUUCCGCUCCGGUCUGUGACCCUUGACGCCGCGUUCACCUCCACUUCCCCCCAUCUAUGCACAGACACUCUGUUAAAACAGAAGCUCACCGAAGAGACGACCGCCGCUAACGGGGUUUGAAGCCGCGCAGUCGACUGUGCGGCCGACAAUGUUGUUCAACUCAGGAUUUUUUUUAAAUCAAAGCCGUAUGUUUUUUUUUUUUUUAAGCAGAAAUGCAGAUGACGUUCGCAGUUUUAGCCCAAAAGCACUUGAUAUGAUGGUGUUUCCCUAAAAAUCAUUAGUUCAGUUAAAUUUUAUUUUCCAUCAGUUUCCUUAAACCUUUAAAAAAAAAGAAAAAGAGGAGGGCUAAAGCUAAACAUGUCCAUUUUUUAACGUUUUAUUCUACAUGACGGCGGGAUGUUUUUGUGCCAGGCUAUGCAAAUGUUAUCACGUACAUGUGUCUUAAUUUAAAAAUAAAUUGUGAAUAGUUAUCUUGUUUUUUUCCCUUGCGUUUUCUCUCAAGUGCCCUUAAAGUCAUGACGUUUGAACCUUUUAAAUCUCUUAAAGUCAUGCGUGUUCUUCCAAUGAUGGAUCUCAACACAAUAUAAUAUAAUAAUAAUAAUUUUCCUCUUUCUCAGGGUGCAGUAAAAUGAACAUUAGCUGUAUUUUCUGUCAUCCUUUCCCCACAUCAGUGUCUUUUUGUUUGUUUUUAAAUGUUCUUCAGUCUAAAGGGCAAAGAGAUCUUGGUUCGUUAAUUGGUUUGUGUUUAUUUUCUGUGGUUUGAUGAUCUGCUGAUACUUGGAUGUACUUCCUGUUCUUCCGUUCUCGCGCUAGUGUUACUGUAUGCAGACGAUGUUUUAUUGUUACUGAAUGAAUGAAUGGAUGAGUGAAUGAAUGGAGGCAGUAGGUCAUGACGGCUGCUGAGUGUAACGCAGCAGUUUUCACUUCCCUGUCAUAUGUCAUACGGUAUUUUAAAAAUGUGGUUGUUAAUAAAAGCCGAGGGCACAUUUAGCAAUCUGAA